Molecule: messenger RNA, 2832 nt
Organism: Symbiodinium necroappetens
Lineage: Eukaryota; Dinophyceae; Suessiales; Symbiodiniaceae
Source: the annotation of a GenBank genome assembly
AUGGCUGAGCUGCGGUACACCAAGGAUGGUGUGCCGAUAUACGAUGGCACCCCGGAACUGUUUGUGCCAUACCGCCGAGCCGCUUUGAUAUAUGCAGAAACAGUGGAAUGGAAGAAGCGGACACUGGUGGGGCCACGCCUCCAGGCGGCCCUGGAGGGAUCUGCACGGAUGGUUGUGGAGCACAAAGCACCUGGAUGGAUUUCGCAUCCCAAUGGCGCUUCGCAGUUACUGGAAUGCUUAAAGCAACAGGUGCGCGCCCCAACCUUGGCAGAGGCUGGCAGGACAAUGUCUCGUUUCUUCUACGGCAUCAAGAGGAGGCGAGGAGAAGGUAUGGCAGCAUGGAUCGUUAGACACGAUGAAGCUCUUCUGGAAGCCAAGCGGACGCUUGCAGAGGCGAUUCAGGAAUAUGGUCCUGGAUCCAAGUUGUCAUCGUCGAAGAGCUCUACGUCCUGGAGAAGCCAGUACCGGGGAUAUACAAGACCGCAGGGCUCGUCGGAAUCAGGAGGAACACACCCUGAUCCCGAGGAACCCGGGAACCUCGGGGAGGAGACCGAAGAACUGCGCGACCAUGAGGAGGAAACAGGCGAGACGCAAGAAGGUUCCGAACCAGCUGGAGAUUGGUGGGAUUCAUGGUGGUCCAAUGACUGGAACCACUGGAAUGAGGGCAGCUAUACCAAUCCGCCUAGCUGGUGGGGCACACAGCCGAGCAGCGGUGGCCUCACGUGGGCUACCUGGGAUGCGUCAGCGACAGCAUCGGCCCAAGCCGAACGGUUUCUUCCAGACUUCGUGAUCGCGUGGCUCCUUCUGCAGAGGUCAGGACUCGACACAACCGAGAAGAGCGUGAUUGUGGCAAAUCUUCGCAACAACUUUUCAAUCCAGAAGGUCAAGGAGGCGUUGAAGCUGACUUGGCCAGAUGAGGAGCUUCGCAAGCGAGAUUCUGGAAAGAACAGUGCGAUGUUUGCUGCAGACGAGGAGGCGCUCCUGGCAGGAGAAGAAGAAGCUGAGCCCCCUGAGGCUCCAACCUGGGAUGACCCCGAGGAGGGUUAUGCAUAUCAGGCUCUGGAAGAUGAUGCUCAGGAGGCCUUGGCUGCUCUGGAUGAUGCCAGGCGUACCCUCAAGGAUGCCAGAGAGAAGCAAGCGCAGAUGAGACGAAACAGAGGUUUCUUUUCGCAGCGGAACUCAGGAGGCGAGAGGUCCUCCGGGUCACGACCUCCGAUCAAGUGCUUCCGAUGUGGGGGCAAUCAUAUGCGACGAGAUUGCCCACAGAACAACUCCGGAAGUUCCAAUGAUCAGCGGGUUCACUUCGUCUUCUCGGCUACUACCACGACCGUAACUGCGGAGCCAGAUGGCAAUGAGAAGUUUUCAGCAACAACAGAAGCAAACAUGCUGGCCCUGGACGAGGUGGUGGCUGCCGGCAAUGCCAUCAUCGAUGGUGGUGCGACGAGCAGCCUGGGAUCAGAAGAUGCACUACAGCAAGUGGCUAUGCUCAACUGGAAGGCUACCGGACAAGACAGUAUUGAUAUCAUACCUGGAGAGAAGCCCAGUUUCAGGUUUGGCAACAAUGCUCAACACACCUGCCUUUCAACAGCUAUGUUCCGGUUGCCCAUCGAGUGCAAGGACAGCCGCAUGAGAGUGCAUAUUCAUGAUAUUCCAGGCCAGCCUGUUCUGCUGAGUGUGAAGAGUCUGAGAGCUCUAGGCGCUGUUAUCGAUUUUUCGAAUGACCAGGCCGUGUUUAAGGCGCUGGACCCAAAAGCUGUGGUCUCACUCGAGACCACGAGCAGUGGACAUCAGCUGUUCCCAUUGGCUCGGGAUGUUCUUGAAGGGGCUACUCCGCUUGAUGUUCCGUUUACCUCGUUCCACCAGUAUGUGAAGGCCAAGGCCCAUCGAGACAAGUACAAUCUUUCCACUAGUCACAACUUGGUGAUACCCUUAGUGAAGCCAGAUGUAGGACCCAUGGAGAUUAACCCGAGGAAGUGGCACGUGUACACCCGAGCUCACCUAAGCGCCUCAAGCCUGAAUCCACGCCCCCCGCCGCGCCUUUCGAAGUACUCCACGCCGUCGACGGGAACCACCAAGGCGGAGAUGCAACAGAAGCUGAUUCGGAUGGGCGAAACACCGCCCCAUGCGUGGACCAAGGUGCAAUUGGCAACACGGAUUGCCGAACUGCAAGCUGCCGAGGAACAACCCAUGACCGAGAGGGAGGCCUCGAAGAUGAUCAAUCGAGCGAAGACCAAGCAGGCCUUGAUGGAUCUCUUGGCCGAGCACAACCUCGAGCACAGCAAGCACCAGACCAUGGACCAGCUUCGGGCAGUGAUGUUGCGCUACCUCAUGGAGGCGAAAGUCCCGGCGACCUACGAGAACUACAUGGGGUUCGGGAAGUACAGUCACCUGACGUACGGGCAAGUGCUGACUCACUACCAGAGCUACACAGACUGGACAAUCACAACCGCAGCGACGGAGAAGGAAUGCCAUUGGCGUCUUCGCCGCUAUGCACAAUGGGCCAACGGGUUAAGCCGCACCGAGAGGGAGAAGAUCUACCGGAUGGCCAGCAUCGAGAUCGAGGCAGAGACACAGAGAACGGCGCAGAGGGGCUACCGUUACCGCCCCGCCAGUCAGGCAAGCUCUUCGGAGUGGAACGACUCGCGAUGGGAAGUCGCGACCAUGGAGACCACCCCGGACCAGGAGAUGAUCCCCGCGACUCCAUCCCGGGACCCAGCCGAACGUCUGGAAGAGCUCGAGACAGAGCUCCGUCAUCUCCGAGAGCUGGUGAAGAAGCAGGCGGAGGAGACUGUCGAGCCGGACCGCAAGCAGACCAAGUCGAAGGGGGCUUAG